UUCCUUAAAACAUUUCAACAAGUGUCUGUGGAUUGACCAGUUGCUUCACACACUUGGUGGGAUCAUCAUAAAAAUAAAAAAAAGAAGAGGAAGAAGAAAAGAACCUCAACAAAAAUUUUCUCUCUCCGAGCUAUUCAAUCCCACACGCUUUUACUUCAACUUCUUCGUUAUUUUUUUUGGCUUUUUGCAAAAGUGUUAUAGGAAUAGAAAGAAAGAAAAAAAAGUUCGCAAGCAUUGUGCUACGGGUGGGAAAAAUACGUCAAAUGAUUUUUCAACCUUUUCGCGAGUGGAAUGUGAAAUCUAUUAAUAAUCACGAGAGAAAUUAAGAGGAUAGCCUCAACGGUCAAUUUUGGGUUGGUGCGGUGAAGAAUCCAAAAUUGAAUGAUGAUUAAUUUGAGCAUAAUUGUUGGAUUUGUGAUUCUGUGUUUGGCACAUUGUGAUGCAAUUGCCGUGCCAAAUCUACCACCGGCAUACAAUGUGGAUCACACCCUUGAUACGCAUGGAAAAGUUCCCGUAAUUAAUCUCCAGAAUCAAGACAAUCAUCUCACUCGGAGAGAGAUAAAUGAGUAUGAUGAUAAUCAAAAUCUCCUCGAUGAAUUCGACUUGAGACGUGAGGAGGAGACAGCUCUGAAAUAUGCAUAUCUAAUUCAACUGCUGCAGGAACCAACGCGGGAUCCCCUGCCGGUGAUUUAUGUGGAAAGUGAGCAAGUGGCUGACGACGACUACCACGAUGAUGUCAUGGAUAAGAGAUCGGGUAGAUAUUACCGGCGCUACCCGUGGAAGAGACAAAACACCCGUUACCGAACCUAUGAUGCCGAUUCCAAGUAUAUGUGCGUACCAAGUCGCGAGGAUGUCUUUCGUUUACUUCUGGGACUCCAUGCGGUCUCCGUAUCCGGAGAUGAGCAGAAAACUGUGACAUUUUGCAGUCGAAAGCGACCGGCAAAGGCUGUUUUUACAAACAUCCGAUUUCUUGGUUGAAUUUCCUCUUCUAUACGUGGCCACCUAGACACCUUCUCCACAUAGGCGCGCAUUUCAAUUUAUAUAUAAAAUAACACAGAAGAGAAAAUAACAAAAAAAAACUUGUAGACUUAUUUACAGAAGAAGAUAGGAAGGAAAAAAAAGUGAAAUUUAUGUAAAGUUAAAACAUAUCUUUAUAAAUAUUGGGACUCUCCUCUUCCUCUGAUAGUCAUGAUGGUUAUAUAAAUAUACAAUUUUCUCGAGAAGAACGUAAUAUGUGUCACAUUGAAAUAUCACAAAAUUAAAAUUUUAAAUAUUAAAAAAAAACAUUUUGGAGUUGUCAAAUAAAAAUUAAUAAAACAUACCAAUUAGAAAACUUUUGAAAAAAAAUCUUAUUUUGUCUAAAAUCUAUCACUAACCCAUAACACGAGAGAAUAAGACAAAAUUAAAGAUAAUUUAUAUGUGGCAAUUUGUUUUAACGAUAAUCUAUAUACAUUUUAAAAUACAAUCAUAACGAUAUACAUAUUAUACAUAUUUAAAAUGAAAUAUUAACAAGUAUUACUGAUUGUGAAUGAACCAAGUCGGUGUUAUAUUAUGAGAUAUGCAAUAAAAAAGAGACAAAAUU
This is a messenger RNA of Lutzomyia longipalpis, 1582 nucleotides long. RefSeq lists its product as uncharacterized. Bases 382 to 978 code for a protein of 198 amino acids. The record is from RefSeq and is a predicted model, not a curated record. The transcript has 5 exons. Lineage: Eukaryota; Metazoa; Arthropoda; Insecta; Diptera; Psychodidae.